AUGGGAUCAAAACUUGAUAAUACAGAAGAAAAAGAAAUAAAUAUCACCUUCUUCCCAUUCACGUAGGCCAAUUCCCAAUAAAAGUUUUUAUCGAUUCUCUCUGUUUAUCAUCAAUUGAAGAGAGAUGAAACAUGGGAAGCAAAUAGCCCAAAAUAAGAUAAAUGGAAUAGAUAUUGCCAUGGAAAACUUUCUAUGAUCUUCAGUCCAGCAUUAAAUACUCAUAUCAGAUCUUAGAUACUGUUUCCCAUCAUCCAUUUCAACACAACUAAACAAAGAGAAACUGUUCUAUGUAAUGAUUGGAUAGCAUAGAUAAGCAACAAGUAUACAUGA
Stylonychia lemnae is the source of this 330-nucleotide messenger RNA. The record is from the annotation of a GenBank genome assembly. NCBI's taxonomy places the organism in Eukaryota, Ciliophora, Spirotrichea, Sporadotrichida, Oxytrichidae.